GGCAUGUUGUGAGUUGUGAAAACAUGGAACCAACUUUGUGACAUUUUAAUUUUCCAGCUCCAAAAUUUACAAUAUUUUGGGUUGAUUAAUUCAAUUAAAAAAGAAGUAGUCAUGUUUGGCAGCAUCAGAGACAAACUCCAAAACGUGCAAGAAGGAAUAUCGGCUAGUUUCCGUUUGCUGACUGUGAGUGAGGUGCCCCGGAAAAGUAAGAGCUCUCCAAGCCGAAAUAAGAUUAACUUAAAUGCUGGCGCCGAGUUAUUAGACAAAUACCAAACAGACUGGAAAGAGCUUCAUGAGAUUUCUGAAGAAAAUGCUAAAAACGCAGAGGUGGUGGACCAACUCAUCGAAGGCCUCCACAAAAGUGUUUCUAAGCAAUGGACGGACAUAGGCAAUCUCUGCAAAGUUUUGAAUGAGGUUCCUAAUUUAAUUAUUAGAGUUCAAGAUCUCAUGGAUGACGUUAACAAUCUGAAACACACUUUUGAGGACGUUGAGCACUCUCUACUAGCGUUUGAAGACUUGGUUGAGACCCAAGCUUUGCAAGAAGAGCAACUAGAACACAGAUUUCAGCUUGCUAUGUACAAAGAAAAGAAAUUAGCUGAGCUCGAAGACUGUAGAAAAAAACUCGAACAAGAUUACUCGGAAAAGUUAAAGCAACAUGAUGAGCAACAAAAAAAGGUUUUGAUGGAAAGACAAGCAGCGUUUCAAAAGGUUUUCUCAGAAGAUAUGACCGAGUUUAAGAAAUCUGGGCACAUUCCAAAAUUAGAAGUCCGAGGUCAAUUUGAAAAAGAAGUAUCAUUGGAAGAGGUUGAUCUUGAUGCAGACGAAUCUGCACUGGACGAGUUUUUGCGAGAUGUUGACAAUGACAGCGACACCAAUAUCGAUUUUGCCGCUGCACCCAAAAGUGCCCAGACAAAUCUCGAAAAUCCAUCACCCCCCUCGGAUGAUUAGGUUUUGCUAUGAUAUUGCUGCAAUUUUUAACAAACAAAAUCAUUAAAAUAUUUUCACAUUGAG
This is a messenger RNA of Neocloeon triangulifer, 1011 nucleotides long. RefSeq names its product dysbindin protein homolog (gene Dysb). Bases 112 to 948 code for a protein of 278 amino acids. The record is from RefSeq and is a predicted model, not a curated record. Gene Ontology annotation, biological process: negative regulation of protein kinase activity. The transcript is spliced from 6 exons. NCBI's taxonomy places the organism in Eukaryota, Metazoa, Arthropoda, Insecta, Ephemeroptera, Baetidae. Gene Ontology annotation, cellular component: cytoplasm.